AAAAUAUUUACUCAGAUUUUUUAAAGUCCCAGUAUUCCGUUUGUGUUCAAUAACGAAAGCUCUGGAUACCAGGUGGGAAAGCAACACAAAUGAAAGACAACAAAAACAGCGGCGAGCAGAGGAACACAGUUUGCUAAGACUGAAAAUCGGAGACAAAUAGAUAACCAAACGGCGUUUCCAUUUGAUUAAACUGAAUAGUUCAAAAAGCUAAUAUAAUGAGUUCUACAAUAGAUCUUGAUGAUUACACGUGCGCAGACAAGGGUUUAUUUUUACCCAUCAUUAAUGAAUACACGUGGUCAUUAGGCAUUAGGAUAUUUUUGUACCUUCUUGGAAUGAUAUGGUGCUUUCUUGGAAUCGCAAUCGUGGCCGAUAUGUUCAUGUUAGGCAUAGAAAAAAUCACAAGUAAGACUAGAAUGAUAAAGAUUUCUAACCCCAAGGCAAAAAAUGGGUAUGAAGAAAUUGAAGUCAAAGUUUGGAAUGACACAGUAGCUAAUUUGAGUCUCAUGGCUUUUGGUACAAGUGCGCCGGAGAUUUUGUUAAACGUGGUUGUAGUUUGCGGAAGUGGAUUUAAACCUAGUGACCUCGGUCCGGCAACAAUCGUCGGUUCAGCAGCAUUUAAUUUAUUAGUCAUCACAGCUAUAUGCAUUUGUUCUAUUCCAAUGGGAGAAUCACGAAAACUUGCAAAUAUUCGAGUAUACUCAGUGACGACAUUCUUUAGUUUAUUUGCAUAUGUGUGGCUGAUUUUAGUGCUUCUGGUAAUAACGCCGGAUGUUGUGGAUUUAUGGGAAGCGAUAGUGACGUUUCUGCUUUUCCCAGUCCUAAUUGUGACGUCAUUUUUCACAGACAAAUUGUACUGCUGCAGAAGAAGCAAUAAAACUUCUUCAGAGGUGGAGAUAGGAAUAGAUUCAGGGACGUAUGCAAAAGCUAUUCAUGGUAGAACCGGGGAUAAUAUUAAUGCAUAUAUUCUUGAUAUAGACAACAAUGUUGGAAAGACAGGUGCUUCUAGAGACGACACAGUUGACAUCAUACAUCUCGCAAAGGAGCUUGGGAAAUACAAAAUACCGGAAGAGGAAGCUGCAAAGAUUGCAGCCAAUAAGCUGUCACAGAACAUAUCACAUAACUCGGGCUGGUACCGUAUUCAGGCCACGCGUAAAAUAACUGGUGGGCAAAGGCUGGUUCCUAAAGUCAAGAGUACAUUUAAAGAUUUAUAUCUGAAUGUUAUGACGAAACAAUCCUUUGGUUCUCCUGAAAAAGACACCACAAGUUUGUCGUGUGUUGAUCUCAGCGAAAACGGCAGAAAAGCAGUGGUAGAAUUUACAUCAGCCAGUUGUGCCGUGCUAGAGAACGAGGGUAAAGUCCGUCUUGAAAUCCGUAGAUACGGAAGACUGGACUUGCCAGUAGCGGUCAAACUGGAAACAAUCGAUGGUACAGCUGAAGCGGUAAGCGACUAUGUUCCCGUGAAAACUGUAGUAAAGUUUGACGCCAACGAAACUUCGAAAGAUAUUAAUAUCGAAAUUGUUGAUGAUGACAUUUGGGAACCAGAUGAGUUUUUCUUCGCCAAGCUUUUCAUUGACCACGAUGAUGAACGUUCGAAACACGUAGCACUUGGCAGCACUUCAAUCAACCAAAUUACUAUCAUCAACGAUGACGAACCAGGUACCUUCGAGUUUUCGAAACCAAGUUACGUGGUACGAGAAGGUAACGAAAAAGUCCAGUUAUUUGUAAAACGUAUAAACGGCGCUGACGGAUUGGUGAAAGUUAACUGGCAGACGAAAGAUAUGUCUGCAAAAUCAGGGAAAGAUUAUAUUUCCGGGGAAGGAACGCUGGAGUUUCAACAUGGCGAAACACAAAAGACCAUUGAAAUCACGAUUCUAGAUACCGACGAAGACGAACGGGACUGUAGUUAUAGUGUUGAGCUGACCACAGCAGCUUCCGGUGCAAAAAUAGGGAAAAUUGGGAAAACUAUUGUCACCAUUGUAAAUGACGAAGAAUUUCAUGAUAUUGUUACACGUAUUGCUGCACAGACAAAACAAAAUCUAGAUUCAUUGAAACUCGAGUCAUCCACGUGGAAAGAACAGUUUCAUAACGCUAUGAACGUCAAUGGUGGUGACAUCGAAAACGCAACAAAUAUGGAUUACGCCAUGCAUUUUGUCUCGUUCUUUUGGAAGGUAUUAUUCGCUUUUAUACCACCACCAAGUUAUUGUGGCGGCUGGCUCACGUUUUCACUUUCUUUAGCCAUGAUUGGCGUACUCACAACAAUUGUCGGCGACCUCGCUUCAAUUUUCGGCUGCUUAAUUGGACUUAAUGACCUUAUCACCGCCAUUACCUUUGUUGCUUUGGGAACAAGUAUGCCAGAUACAUUUGCUAGUCGUCAGGCAGCGCUGCAGGAGAAGUUUGCCGAUAGCUCAAUAGGAAACAUAAAUGGCAGUAACGCGGUGAAUGUAUUUCUUGGGUUGGGGCUACCUUGGUUAAUAGCAACUAUCUACUGGGAAGCUAAGGGAGAGGCAUUUGAGUAUCCAAGUGGCAGUUUAGCCUUCAGUGUAGUUCUUUAUUUAUCAACGGCAGUGUUUACAAUUAUACUUUUAUUAUCCCGUCGGCGGAUACAUUCUUGGUUUGGCGGUGCUGAACUUGGUGGAAAAGUGGUCGGGAAAUGGGUCUCAGCGGCGUCUCUAAUCUUACUGUGGAUAUUUUAUGUGGUCAUGUCGUCUUUAAAAUCAGUUGGGAAAAUAAACGCUAGUAUUUAGUCGUUUGCAGUUUUAAAAUCGGGAAGAAAAUGGAUGCAUGUGGCAGCCGUAACGGAUUGUGUCAGACUGGCUCUCAUGUCGAAGCAACAAUACGUAGGAAAAACUAAAGCUACCCUUAAAAGUUUUAGUUGAAAAGGUGUAGGUCACACAAAACUAGUAUUCAUUGGCGGCUUUGCUAGAUGUUGCCAAUAGUUAGCAUUGACAUGUUGCCAAUAGUUAACAUUGACAAUUUGCCAACAGGUAGCAUUGACAUGUUGCCAACAGUUAAAAUUGACAUUUUGCAAACUGCUAUAAUUGACAUGUUGCAAUCACUCUACAUUGGCGUGCUGCCGAUAAUUAACACUGGUAUGAUGCCAUUGCAGUUGAUAAAAAAUCGGACGUCUGUAUGGAUUAAAUGAUAUAGGAUAUGCAUUUGCAAACACGAUUUAAGUAAGGCCGGAAAAUAAUGGUCAAAGGCGAUAUUACUGGACAUAACUGAAUUCAACCAGCUGUUAUCAGCUGAUGUCAGAAAAUGUGCAUGGUGUUAAAUUACAGAUAAUCGUUUAGAUCUAGAAAUGUUUUUGCAGAGGGUCAAGUACGAGUUAGUUUGUAUUGUGUUAUCGAAGUAUUGAUAUAAUACAUGUUGGAAUAGUGUCAUGUAUCCAAUUUAAAAAUUCUGUGAAUGACUACUAUGAGAUAAUACUAAUUUAAAUUGGUUUUCCAUCUUGGAUGCCAACAACAAACAAGAUGGGCUUUUUUUGGUAUAUGUCAUUUUACUAGUACAAAUAAUGGUAAUGCUAUACCAUAGAUACUCUUCCAAAAACAAAAAACAAAAGAGAAUUAUGUUGCUAUAUGUUUUGCUUAAGUUCUUAUACAUGUAUCUAAAGUAUUUCUAGAUGGUCAAUUACAUUUAAU
Molecule: messenger RNA, 3638 nt
Organism: Mercenaria mercenaria
Lineage: Eukaryota; Metazoa; Mollusca; Bivalvia; Venerida; Veneridae
Product: sodium/calcium exchanger 3-like
Exons: 11
Coding region: 216-2744 (842 amino acids)
Biological process (GO): transmembrane transport; calcium ion transport; cell communication
Cellular component (GO): membrane
Molecular function (GO): calcium:sodium antiporter activity
Source: RefSeq, a predicted model, not a curated record